CACCACUCGGUAUUUGCCGCUCCUGCUGCAGCUCGAGCUGUUAUCAACUCACACUAGCCCACAAAUCACUAUUUGUUACUUUUGCACUCGUCUAAAGGACUGCUGGGUGUCACGGUCUCAUCUGCUGCAAAUGCAGGCCAUUAAAUGCGUGGUUGUCGGCGACGGUGCCGUAGGAAAGACCUGCCUGCUCAUCAGCUAUACCACCAAUGCCUUCCCCGGAGAAUACAUCCCCACUGUGUUCGAUAACUACUCCGCCAAUGUGAUGGUGGACGGCAAACCCGUCAACCUGGGGUUGUGGGAUACUGCUGGCCAGGAAGACUACGACAGACUCCGCCCCCUCUCCUACCCCCAGACGGAUGUAUUCCUGAUCUGCUUCUCACUGGUGAGCCCAGCCUCCUUUGAGAACGUAAGGGCAAAGUGGUACCCAGAGGUGCGCCACCACUGUCCCAACACCCCCAUCAUAUUGGUGGGCACCAAGCUAGACUUACGGGAUGACAAGGAUACCAUCGAGCGCCUGCGGGACAAGAAGCUGGCCCCCAUUACCUACCCCCAGGGCCUGGCAAUGGCCCGUGAGAUCGGUGCAGUGAAGUACCUGGAGUGCUCGGCACUGACGCAGCGGGGGCUCAAGACCGUGUUCGAUGAGGCCAUCCGUGCAGUGCUCUGCCCCCCACCCAUCAAGAAGCGAGGCAAGAAGUGCAGCCUCUUCUAAGGGUCCGGAUGGUACCCUGGGGGGGAGGGCGACACGCGGACCUCGGGGUGGGGUGGGGCACCACCGCCCCACCCUACCUACGUGACAACCAGAGUUCGUUGUUUUCUUGGAAAAGUCCAGCCAAGCCGUUCCUAUGUCUUACUCAUGAGGUGUGUGUGAGUGUGCAAGUGUGUCGGGGGAGGGGGAGGGGGGGUGCUUAGCAACAAAAGGGGCGGGAACAAACCUGGCCAAUUAGACGGCGUAACUGAAUUGGGUCCGAGUUUGCCUUAAAAUCUAUUUCGACCAUGAAAAGGCCCUGUUUUCUAAGAAGAGAUGCUUUUCAGUCACGCUAAGCUAACCAAAACGUAACGUUUAUGUGCCCUUGUGUGAGCUUGGACCCUUUUUCACUACAUUUGAAAUAUAAAUGGUAGACAAUAGUAUAAUGUAUAUGCUGUCCACCCAUCCACACCUGACUGCUGGUCAGAACGACACAUCUAGCCAUAUAGCAGGUGUUUUUUUUUUGUCUACAGAUUUGUGGAUAUUUGAAAGAUGUAAUAAUGUUUUCUUUGAGUUUGAUGUUUACAGAAACUCACCUGGCAUGAUUUUAUGGUAUGGUAUUGAUUAUAGUCAUUUUUGGACCUUGGUGUAAAGUAUGUGACUAGGUACCAUUGACAGUAUACAGAUCUCGGGGGAGCAGGUCGUGACUGUUCGAACAAAUUACCGAAAUGGGCCAAAAAUAAUCAACUGAACUUGAUGUGAGUGGGAGGGGUUUUAAGAAGCUACGGGAGAAAAUACCGGAAUACCGAAAUCCCCGUGUUUUCUCGUUCCUCCAAUUCUGGUAACAUAGGAAUGCUUAUCAUACUGUAACCUCUUUUAACACCUGGAUUCGGUGAUGUUUUUUUUUUUUUUAAAGAAAAUAUGAACUGCUAGUCACAUUUUUCAUUACUGAAGAUAAUUAAUACGCAUUUGGGAACUUCUGAUUUGAGAAUUCGCACCCAUAAAAAUGGACAGGUGCCAAACGUAUCGUAGCCCUAAGACAUGCCUCUGAAUUAAGGCUGCAGUGCAAAUUUUGACCGGAAUCCCCACGAAUAAUUUUCGCAUGUUCAUAUUCUCGUAUGUAGUCGAUAUCUACUUAUAUCAGUGGGUACAAAUUUACAGGCAUACCGCAGCGAAUUGCCAUUGAAGAAAUCCGCAAGAUUAGUUCCUGAAUUGCAGAGCACGUACCGCGUAAAAAGCAACUUUUUAUCCCACGAUGUUAUGCGAUUGACCGGGGAAAUCCAUUCGGUCUUAUUUAUUUUGGGGUUCCUCCAAGAUUUAUGUUGUUUGCGUCCAUGAUUGUAAGCCUUUGGAAGUAUGGAACAAGGCACGAGUUACUAAUACUUUAUUUUCGUCUUUCUAUUGUUGCCAAAAUAAAAUCUCACAGUUUAUGUUUAUAAAGAAAUUUGAAAUGUAUGCAUUUAUCAAUAAAAUCACGGUGUUGAUUUGAAAAGGAAAAUAACUGUUGUGGCAUUGGAAUUAUGGAAACUAUGAUCCUUGUUAGGUUGGAUGUAUGUGCAUCGCAAACGAGUUCAGCCAGGAAAACUCUGAGACACGUGCGUGUAAAGUUAUUUGAUUGCUGAAAAUGUUUAAAAUGGUAGUUAUUAAUUGUGGGGAAACCCGAUUGUUUCCCUCUGCUGGCUGACUGCGGUUUUUCAGUUGCGUCGGAGCAGCAGGAUGGUGAGCUUCGUCGGAAUGGCGACCGAAAAAGACCAUUGCCAACAUAAGAUAGCUCAGGGAUCUAAGACUGAGAAAUCGUUCUAUAAAUUGCAUGGGAAGUAUGUUGAACCUUUGUACACAUAUGCUACGAUUUGAACGAUUUCUGAGGAGAUUGUCGGCGUGCGUUUUCCAUUAACAUUUCUUUCUCCGUGUAUUUGAUGUUAUGUAUGUUCUUUUUAUUGCAUAUGUCAGAGUACUGUGGGAGGAGAAAUUCAAUUUUGUAUAAUAAAUAUGAAUUUACGACUAAA
This is a messenger RNA of Brienomyrus brachyistius, 2691 nucleotides long. RefSeq names its product Rac family small GTPase 3a (gene rac3a). NCBI's taxonomy places the organism in Eukaryota, Metazoa, Chordata, Actinopteri, Osteoglossiformes, Mormyridae. Gene Ontology annotation, cellular component: plasma membrane; cytoskeleton; cytoplasmic vesicle. The transcript is spliced from 6 exons. Gene Ontology annotation, biological process: establishment or maintenance of cell polarity; regulation of actin cytoskeleton organization; actin filament organization. Gene Ontology annotation, molecular function: GTPase activity; protein kinase binding; GTP binding. Bases 131 to 709 code for a protein of 192 amino acids. The record is from RefSeq and is a predicted model, not a curated record.